CUUUGCGGGAAUUUAUCCGUCGGCCGUGUCAAACAGUAUUAAUGUUCGCGUGUGGUGGGGUGACGCGUGGGGUGCUGCGCGACCGGGGGUGGCAGGUUCUUGGUGACUGUAAUGGCGGCAGCAGUCAUUGCACCUCCAGUCGUUUGUGGAGCAACAUGCAAUCGUCAUAAGCGGCCAUAACAUGCACCGAGCGAAUUCGAGCGCCUCUGAGAGUUCUUUCUGGACGACCAUAGAGCUGCUGGCGGACCGCGGCCGGCGGCGGUCCACUGGCGACUACGAUGACAUCACAAUCGACCUACAGCCGAGGACUUCGUCCGCCUUGAGCUUCUUGCACCCGCAUGUGCGCGCCCGCCUCGAAAAGCACAUGGGCUCCAACCUGGUGCGCCUCACCGACAAGACAUACAUGACCGACUUGGAGGAGAGGAUACGCAGCGUCAACGAGGAGAACCUCAAUAAGAGGAUAUCCAUGAGAGUCCUCGAUGAGAUGGAAAGACUGAAACGAUUGAUACUGGUGGGUAAGACUCCCCUCAAAGAGUGUCCUCCUGAGCUCCACAAUCAUCCCGUGUUCGUGUUUUGGAGGAUGGUGAAUAAGGAAGUUGCCAAAGCGUCAAAGAAAAGAGCAGAUGCAUAUUACAGGAAACUAAAAUCGUCACACAAAGCUGAUCAGACUAUUGGCGAAGAAAGUGAAGCAGAAGAAAUUGAUGAUGAAAGUUCAAAGCUAACCGCUGAACAACUCCUUGCUAAAUGUCAAGCCGACUUGGAGGAACGCAAACUAGAAGACAUCGAGAAAGGUGUUCGCUUCACCGAUGAACAAUUCGCAGUGCUUAAAUACGAAACCAAUGAUGUUAAAACAUUGAAAAACCUCACGACCGUCGAAGAGCUCUACUCACUGGCUGAUAAAAUCAUUGGCACGAAACGUGUUUAAUAAAAAUGUAACAAACAAGUCAUGUAUUUUUGUCUACUUUUGUAUUGCA
Molecule: messenger RNA, 974 nt
Organism: Papilio machaon (common yellow swallowtail)
Lineage: Eukaryota; Metazoa; Arthropoda; Insecta; Lepidoptera; Papilionidae
Exons: 5
Coding region: 182-925 (247 amino acids)
Source: RefSeq, a predicted model, not a curated record